Molecule: messenger RNA, 4394 nt
Organism: Tympanuchus pallidicinctus (lesser prairie-chicken)
Lineage: Eukaryota; Metazoa; Chordata; Aves; Galliformes; Phasianidae
Exons: 3
Coding region: 3738-4319 (193 amino acids)
Source: RefSeq, a predicted model, not a curated record
AGAAAAAGAAGAAGAAGAAGAACAAGAAGAAGAAAAAAAAGAAGAAGAAGAAGAAAAAGAAAAAGGAAAAAGAAAAAGAAAAAGAAAAAGAAAAAGAAAAAGAAAAAGAAAAAGAAAAAGAAAAAGAAAAAGAGAAAGAAAAAGAAAAAGAGAAAGAAAAAGAAAAAGAAAAAGAAAAAGAAAAAGAAAAAGAAAAAGAAAAAGAAAAAAAAGGAAAAAUGAAAGGCCUUAGCAUAAUAAAAGCAAGUGGUUUUUUUGUUUGUAUUUUUUUUAAAAUUUAUUUAUUUAUUUUCUUUAGUGACAAUAAAAGGUUCUGACAUAUGGCCUCUAGCCAUGGGAACAAAAAUACUUAGCUUGAAAAAUCCCAUAAAAUCCUGUGUGACCAAUUUCAAUACAGAUGAAAAAAAAAUCUUCGAGAAAAUAAGCAAAUGAGCUGUUUGCAGUGCAACAAAUGCCUACAGUACUAACAUGAAUUGUGAAAUCACUGGCUGUGACUGAUCAGAGUUCAUUAAAAAUAAAUCUUGGCCCAGCAGUUUUAAUAAACGAAAUGAGCUAUCAAGCAGCAAUGAUUCGCUUUUUCUCAUGCAGAAAACUGUCUGAUUUUGCAUUUUUCACUCAGCCAAAGAACUUUUGCUGAAUUAAAACUAACGCUGGCAUACAAAAUAAAAAUUCAUGUCUCAUCUUUCUGAGGAUGAGAAGAAGAUGGGAUACAGCAUUCAAACCUUCAGAGCCAUUUCAAUUUAACUUUUUCUAAAAUUCCUUCCAUUAUUUAAGGCUUUGUGGGGAAAAAAAAUAAAAAUUGAGGCCAUAUUUUCUUCUCUGCCUGAGGAGGCAAUGCUGAGAAGGCAGGCAUAAAGGAGGGCUCUGCUCACCCUGCCAGGAACAGCGCAAGAGCUGCCAGUUCUGUGCUGCUCAGUGACGUGAACAUCAUCAUGCCCCUGAAGAUGGCUGCUAAGGGGCUCCAGCCUCUGCAUAGGGCUGAGCAAUCUGAGUGGAAGAAGCUCCUACCAAUGUUGGGCACAGGCCAGAAAGUACCAGCAUAGCCUGAACACAUUACCUUCAGCAGGGCUAUGGGUCUGAGUUGGAAUCUGAAAUUACAAUCCUGUUUUCUGGUUCAGGAAAGAGAGGAAACAGUGCCUAUGCACAGCACAUGGCUGAUAGCAUCACGUGUUUCCUCUGGAUUUUCCCCACUGUUUUCAUUUUCUUCCUCAUACGGCAGCAACAGCAAAUGAACAGCUUUGGUCCCAGAACACAAUAACAUGUCUUCAUAUUUAUGGCACAACAAAUAACACAAAACAAAUACAUCAUCUACUCAUGCUUGCAUUUUUCUGGCACUGGGACACACAACACUGUGAGUGGGCUCACUGCUACAACAGAAUUCCAGUUAUGAAAAGGAUGUUCAGAAAGCAAUAAGGGGUAUUAAUAUUUUUGCCUCUUCCUUUACCCUUCCUUCCUUCUUUCUCUAUUGCUGCUUUCCCAUAGCCCUCAAUCUUGUUGCACCCUUGAGGAGCCACAGUCCUUAUUUCUGUUGUGUUCCUCUGAUCCUGCUGUUUAGCUCAGAAAGCCAGCUCCUGAGGUUAAUACUGUUCCUGACAGCAAACAUUUAUUGGUAAAAACCCCACCAAUUGCAGGAUCUAUACUAAACUGAGCAUAUGGAACAAGCUGAAUAUCAAUGUGACAAAGAUGAAUACUUUAAGGCAGCACCAGGCAAGCUCCAAGUGCCUGUAUCAAUUUCCACUUUUGGAUAUGGUUACAGCUGAGUUCACAGGGGAGCCACAGGCAGAGGUGUGGGUAUCCUGAUCUAAAGCUCAGUGGAGUGGGUGAAAAGUCACACACUGAUUUCAGUGUGUUUUGAAUCAUGUCUGUAAGUGGAGAGAAGCAAGCACAGAGUACUCUGUGGACCUACUGUAGUGGUUCUGGAUUUUGGGGAAAUUUCUCAAAUCUAAACACAAACUGCACAAGUGCAAACUCUGAGUGCAUGCGGAAGUGAUGUCUGGAGGGUAUCGGUCACUUAUACCCUAAGGAAAGACAAGGAAAGAUAAAUGGUUUCAAUAAAGUAAUGAUAUUUACUUCUCCUUCACUGCAGCAAAACACCUUCAUGAAAGGUCCUAGAGGUUAAAUAAAUAUUCUUAGUCAAAUACUUCACAGUUAAAAUCCAGAGUUGCCCCUACCCAUGAGGUCUGAUAUAUAUAUAUUUUUCCUGGUUACCAUAACUUGUGCAGCUUUUUUGUCUUGUUGCCCCUAAUGUCUCUAAUUAAAGAGGGCCAGCAAAUGAAAUAAUAAAGCAAGACUGUUGCUUGUUAGCUGAUGUUUUAAGGCAGUUUUUCCUUACUGCAGUCUCUCACGUACAGGGUAUUGGGCAAGAACUGACCCCACAGUCUGGCAGCACACACGCAAGGGAUCAUCACGUAGCUAUUUCAAAACUUGAUUUUCUUUACUAUUUCCAUUCAUUUUCUCAUUGGUGGCAAUAUGGUGACUAAUAAAUGAGGUUAUGUCUUGGUGGAUUUGAUAGCAGCAGCCUGCUGCUAGAAUUUCUGCCCUUCAACCUAGCCAAUACAGAGGGGGUUUUUUGGCAUGCAAUCCCAUCAGUUGUGUGGCCUACUUCCUAAAAUGUUCCCCCUCAUUUUGAUUUGAUAAAGAUUCCUGCUUACCCAUUUUAUAGGCCUUAGAUGAAGGACAGUUCAGGUUUAUCAAACCAGGAGAAGAUUGCAGGGAGGAGAGAACAGCAGUAUUGUGUUUUUCCACACAACCUGUUACGGUAACAAGCACUCCCCCACAAUGUUUGUUGACAGAUGGUCAAGGCUCAGGACAAAAAAAUAAAAUGCUUUCAACCGAUGGCUGUAGCACCACUUCUGAAAUAAGUGCGAGCUCCAGGAUGCUGAGCUCAGGAGAUAAGGAAGCAGUAGGACAAGAAUUGAAUAGGGCAAAAAGGGGGAAGAACAAACGUGCAAAAUAAACUCUUGGAGCCCACAAACAUAGUAUCUCCUGGAUAGAGGAAUGAAAAAGAAGGGAAUGAUCUGGAUCAGUGACCUUCAAACAUAUUUCUCUGGGCUUAAACCACCACAGAAGCUGGGUUCCUUGCUAAGUGUGGUCAUGGAUCCUUGUAGCUGAUUGAGCACAAAUGAAAGUGUUCAAGGAUGAGACCAGCAGGAGCUCUCCCAUUAGGUGAUGUAGUUUAACAGCCCUGUUGUGUCUGUGGUAUAAUCCUUCCCUUCCCUUCCCUUCCCUUCCCUUCCCUUCCCUUCCCUUCCCUUCCCUGUUCCCCUCAUUUUGCCAGCUCAGAUAUCUAUUAAACAGGGAAAAAACACUUAUUUAAUCUGAGUUUCAAAGUAAACUAUCUGUGCUAUCACCUUGAACAUAUCCCUAUCUUCUCUCACAGCGUGGGAGUACUUGUUUACUCACUACAAAUGUUGCAGUGAUUGUAUGUGUACUUGAAAAAAAAAAAUGAAUCAAAGCAUUAAUAAUUUACCACCAAAUAACACUAGUUUUUGCAAAGCUGCAUCCACAUCCCUAAAUACUGCAUGAAAGUACAUGAUAUGUAGAUAUGUAGUUUCUAAACUGAUAUGCUGAAAGAUGAUGGUGCAAUAAGAUUCAAUAAAAUUUAGCAAAUGUUCUCUUUGUUUUCUUUUUUUUUUUAUUUUUUCUUUUUUUUUUCUCUCUUCUCCUAUGUGCAAAGUUUUCUCUCUCCUAAUAAGUUUCCCUAAAGGACAAAGUUUAGAUAUUUUCCUUUGCUGCUGAUGAAUCAUCUUGCCACUUGGAUAUACUCAGCUGAUGGAAAUUCCAGCAGAAUGAGCUCUGGAAGUCAGAGAAAAAGAGAGCACCUUAACAAGGCAACAAUGUUUUCUCAGGGAAUACUGAGGAAGAAUAUCUCAAAAUGGAAAAAGACUCUGCACCGUUCUCCUGGCCUCUCACUUUCCAGCAGGCACAGGGCUCCCCAGUACACCAAUGGCUCCGCGCGGUUCCCCGGGUGGGGACAGAAGGAGAUCGAAGGAGAUCGCGGGCUGCAACUCGUACUUUUCGAGUCCUUACUCCCACAACACCCCCAAACCCUGCCGGGAAGCGAGGCCAUUCUGCGCGGCGGUGCCCCCUGCAGCGCUCGCCGCCCGGGAGGGGGCGCCAUUGUCACGCGGCAGCGAGCGGCGGCGGCGGGCGGUCGGCGGGGCCUUCCCCGUUGUACCGGGGGUCAGCGGCACCGGACGCACCCUCGGGACUUUUUUGGGCGGGAGGCGCCGCAUGUGCUCGCCCUGUUCGGUGCACGCACAUUGCGGGUACGGCAGCACACAAACCCUACCCCCACGGGGUGUGAUGGGUUGAUCUAAAAUGAGAGGAGCUAAAGCUGAGGAGGGUCGCCGUACGCUCCAUCUUCAUCACCCCCCUCCUAUCCCCCCCUUUCC